UAAGCGUUGAAUAAUUUUAAGCCGUUUUUCGCAUCGCUACUCCCUCCUGCAUACGUCAUCAAUUUAUGACAUCAAGUUUGCUGGAAAUUUUGAUUUGUUAAAAAAAUAAUCCGAAAACGGGAAGCAUUCAUAAAUACAUACAUGUGGAUGUCAAUUUCAAAUAGACAAAAUGUACUGCUAAUUUAACUAUAGCGAGAGGAAAAACUGAAUUUAAAAUGAGCUAUUUGCGCUAUUUCACAGACAUAAUAUAUGUAGCCCUAUUUUUUUCAAAUAUUCCAACUUUCCAUGCUCGCAGAGUUCAAUAUCAAGACUAUUAUGGAAAUAAUUAUAACCAAAAUUUGGGGUUGGAAUCCAUGAUUAACACAGCCCUUGGAAAGCUUGACCAUUCUUUGCAGUGGAUGAAAGAAUGGCCAGAGCCUGUCAAAUUAGGGCAAGUAUCAGGAGUAGCCCUAGAUGGAGCCAGUCAUGUCUUAGUGUUUCAUCGUGCCACAAAUGUUUGGGAUGCCACAACUUUUUCUGAACGGAAUGUUUACCAAUCUAUAGGGGAACCCCCUAUAUCACAGCCAACCAUUCUAGUUUUUAAUGAAACUGGUGAACUGAUUGAUAUGUGGGGAAAAAACCUUUUCUACAUACCACAUGGAAUCACUGUUGAUAGCAAUGGAAAUGUUUGGGUAACAGAUGUAGCACUUCAUCAAGUAUUUAAAUUCACACCUGACCAAAAAGACAAGCCAGCUCUAGUGUUAGGUGAAAAGUUUAUACCAGGCAAUGAUGAUGAACACUUCUGCAAGCCAACCUCAGUAGCAGUAAUGGCCAAUGGGGACUUUUUUGUGGCAGAUGGAUACUGUAACCAUAGGAUACUAAAGUUCUCUCCACAGGGGGAGAUCAUUCUGCAGUGGGGUAAAGCGCACGGCCUCGACCAUUUCUCACUGAACGUUCCGCACGCGUUGACGCUGGCGGAGGACCGCGGGACAGUGUGCGUGGCUGACAGGGAACGCGGCCGCGUGGCGUGCUUCCGAGCGGAUAACGGAACGUACGCUCACUCGUAUGCGCACGAACUGAUCGGCUCGCGGCUGUUCAGCGUCGCCUACUCGCCCGCGCUGGGCGGGCGUCUGUACGUGGUGAACGGCCCGUACGGCACAGUGCCGGUGCCGGUACGCGGGUACGUGAUCGAGUACGACUCCGGCCGACUAGUCGGCACUUUCGCGCCGGACGGCGGUUUACGGAACCCGCACGACGUUGCCGUAUCGCCGGACGGACGGGACGUGUACGUGGUCGAACUGGACCCGUACAAAGUGCGCAAGUUCGUCAAUGCCACCGUGAGGGAGGAUCAAGAUAGGAGCAACGUGUCGGUGGUCGUCAAACCGACCGCCACUGUAGAAGGCGCCCAGUCAGUAGUUGCGGGUUUGGAGGGCAGCGUCGUACCGGGCGGGGUGGGGCAGGCAGGCGACGCGCCCGCGUGGUGGUGGUGGGGCGCGGGCGGGGCAGUCGGCUGCGCGGGCGCCGCCCUACUGGCACUCGCCGCCGCCGCCUUACUGCGCGCGCGGAACCACGGUGAGCGCGCCCCCGACACCGCCACACUACUGCCGCACCCACACCGGUAGACACACACGCACACAUCACACUCGCCGCCGCCGCCUUACUGCGCGCGCGGAACCACGGUGAGCGCGCCCCCGACACCGCCACACUACUGCCGCACCCACACCGGUAG
Molecule: messenger RNA, 1708 nt
Organism: Chilo suppressalis (striped riceborer)
Lineage: Eukaryota; Metazoa; Arthropoda; Insecta; Lepidoptera; Crambidae
Source: the annotation of a GenBank genome assembly